CGGCAAGUUAACGACUUGUUUACUGGGCGUUUUUCUGCCGUUUCCAUAACGUUAACGCGACGUUUUUUGUGUUGACCGUUUACUGGAGAUUAACUGGCCGUUAACGGGCCGUUUUUUUGGACCUGGGUGUAGAAUCUAAUAUCAAAUGACAGACUAUCACAGUAACGCACAGGAUUAAGACAGUAUUCUGUCAUGAAAAUAUAUAUAAGAAAUCGCAGCAAGUCAUAUUACAGUUAGUCAUAUAUUACAAGUCACAGAGGCUUUCAGAGAACUUGAAUAGCUAUUUGUGUGGAAAGUCCUUUUAUCGUAAUUUUGCGUUGAUUAGCAUUGUACUUAAGCUCUUCGUUUUAUGUUCGUUUUAGGCAUGCGUCAUACAAAAGCUUCAGUCUUUCUAUACAUGCUGAUUGUUGUUUCUAUGAAUUGUGCCUGGGAAUCUUCCGAUGUCGACAUUCUAUCAUCAAAUGUUGAUAAUGGUAAUCCAGAACUCGUCAAACUUCUUCCCAGUUGUCCGGACAUUAACGAUUUUCUGGUAUAUCCUCGUACGGUGAAGAACAUGACUGUGACUGCUACCGAACCAUUACGCAUUCGUGUUGACAUGCAAAUCGACGGACCCAUCGUGAAAACUUACUCGUUCGACGGGAUGCUCCUUCGACGACGUUUAGGGCGCUCGGACCGUGUUCGAACAGGCACAACUCUUGGUCUUUUUCUACUUUUACUUGUUGAUAAGGAAGGACUUGGAGAUGCUAAAGUUGUUGAGAUAUUUGAAGAUGUGGUGGCAAUGGAUGAUAAUGAGAUGGAUUCUACAGUAUCCGAUGGUAGUGUUGGCUGA
Molecule: messenger RNA, 829 nt
Organism: Didymodactylos carnosus
Lineage: Eukaryota; Metazoa; Rotifera; Eurotatoria; Philodinida; Philodinidae
Source: the annotation of a GenBank genome assembly